UUGUUAUUGUAAUACCAUAAUGGCAUAUAGUUAUAUCAUUUUAAAAUCAUAUUUCCCCUACACACACAGCUACAGAACAGAUGCUUUUUCUCAAAAAAAGCACAUACUAUUGACCAGAGGGUGGCGCUAAUGUCGCUUCUUCGGCAAGGUCCAAAGAAAGGACCAGUAGAAGAAGAAGAGAAAGAGAAAACGUUUCCAAACAGACAUGUCGAACAGAGACGAGUUGGUGGACUGUAGUGAUAAUUCUAAAGGCAAUGGGUCACCAAUAUCAGCGGAAGAUGAAAAAACGGAUAAACGUGGAGCCGAGGAAACCCAGGACCUGAAAAGCGUUCUGGUCACCAGCGUUUUAAACCUGGAGGAGCUGGACGUCGACCUGUACAGAGGGACACAUCACUGGGUUCCCCGAUCUCAGCGUUUGUAUGGUGGUCAAAUAGUCGGUCAGGCCCUCGUGGCGGCGGCCAAGUCUGUUGGCGACAACCUCUUUGCUCAUUCUCUCCACUGCUACUUUGUACGAGCAGGGGAUCCUAAGAUUCCAGUGCUGUACCAGGUGGACCACAUUAGAGAUGGCCAGAGUUUCAUGGUGCGUUCUGUGAGGGCCAUCCAGCAUGGACAGCCUAUACUGAUUUGCCAAGCGUCCUUCCAUAAGCUCCAGCCAAGCCCCCUGCAGCACCAGUUCACUAUGCCUGUGGUCCCUCCGCCUGAAGGCCUCCUCACUGUGGACCAGCUCAUUCAACUUUAUCUCACUAACCAACCAAACGUGCCAGAGAAAUUAAGACAAUACCUUCACAAACGCUUGGCUAAUGAGGUUCCCAUCGAGAUAAAGCCAAUCCAGCCACAACUUUUGUUCAAGCCACCUGCCGCUGAGCCGAGGAAGCUGUUCUGGGUGCGAGCACAAGGACAUAUUGGGGAAGGCAACAUGAAGCUGCAUUGCUGCGUUGCUGCUUACGUGUCAGAUUACACGUUCCUGGAAACAGCACUGCUGCCCUGUACAAACUACAGGGCCAAGUUCUUGGCCUCUCUGGACCACUCCAUGUGGUUCCACACCACAUUCCGCAGCGACGAGUGGAUGUUGUAUGAGUGUGACAGCCCAUGGGCCGCAAACAGUAGGGGACUGGUUCAAGGACGAAUGUGGAGAAGAGAUGGGGUCCUGGCGGUCUCAUGUGCCCAGGAGGGUGUCUUCAGGGUGCAACCCAUCACAGAGACCAGUAGACUAUAAGCACAUUCCUAAGAUCUUUUUAAAAGUCUUAUUUAUUUUUUAAUCUAUUUGUAAUUUAAGUUCAGAAAUAUAAUUACUCUCAUGCCAUAGUGUCGAUAUAAUUAAAAUAUUCCAAUCAGUGCAUCUUGUUCUUGGUCAGAGAAGUCCCUCACUUUAUUAGGUACACAGUUCAAGUGCUUGUUCACAAAAAUAUCUAAUCAGCCAAUCAUGUAGGCCUUUAGACAUGUUCGAGACAAGCUGCUGAAGUUCAAUGGCAUGGUUGUUUUUUUCAUGCACAGUCAUCUCUAUAGAGUUUACAGAGAAUGCUCUGAAAAAGAGAAACUAUCCAGUGAGCAGCAGUUUACUGGGAGAAAGUUCAAAGGAGAAUGACCAGACUGGUUUGAAAUAAUAGAAAAGCAACAGUAACUCAAAUGACCACGCAACCAGGGUAUGAAGAAGACCAAAGAAGACCAUUUCUGACAAACCUUGAAGCAGGUGAGCCACAGAAGCAGAGGACCUAUGUGCUGCCAGAGCCACUGCUCAUAUUUGAAACUCAAAAUAGUCUCCUGCAAAGGUGAUUUAAGUUAGGGCAAAUACUGAAGGAGUCACUAUAUUGUAAUACAUUUAAAGAACAAAAUAUUUCAGCUCAAUGAAGGACGAUCACAAUCUUUUAAUGAAUUGACAGGGGCAAAGUGGGGAAAAUAUGACAAAAUAUAAGAAAGACUGGGUGACAGAACAGUGAGAGACGGGGCUGUUUGUGUGUGUAUUUGUGCUACAGAGGCACAAAGCUAAUGGCAAGGCAAGAAAGGAAGAGGAUGCGUUUUUGUUUUCAUGCUUUCAUCUCUUUGAACAGUGGGCAUUUUGACAUGCAAUAUUCUUACACUUCUUAUCCGUGCAAUAUACACACCCCACAUACAUCCACUCUGCUGUACAAUAAACAAUGUACUGUAUCAUAUACUGCAUAUUUCCCUUACUGGCUCCCACUGUAAAUACUUUGAAUACUUUUUUUUUUACUACAUAUCCUUCUAAAUUUGUCGAAGGUGUUGGUGCACUGUUUUGUUGUUUCUUCUACUCUUAUCUCUUCACUUGCAUUACUAGAGCUGUCCUUUUAUCUUGUUGUACACUGUAUAAUGACAAUAAAGGUGAUUCUGAUUCUGA
This is a messenger RNA of Solea solea (common sole), 2353 nucleotides long. It is a transcript of the gene acot8, whose product is annotated as acyl-CoA thioesterase 8. Gene Ontology annotation, molecular function: fatty acyl-CoA hydrolase activity. Lineage: Eukaryota; Metazoa; Chordata; Actinopteri; Pleuronectiformes; Soleidae. Gene Ontology annotation, cellular component: peroxisomal matrix. The record is from RefSeq and is a predicted model, not a curated record. The coding region runs from base 206 to 1216 and encodes 336 amino acids. Gene Ontology annotation, biological process: acyl-CoA metabolic process; fatty acid catabolic process. The transcript has 6 exons.